Molecule: messenger RNA, 1110 nt
Organism: Adineta steineri
Lineage: Eukaryota; Metazoa; Rotifera; Eurotatoria; Adinetida; Adinetidae
Source: the annotation of a GenBank genome assembly
AUGUCAACUGAUACUAAAAAUCCGAAAGAUCUUAUGGAAUAUCGAUAUUUAGGUCGAACUGGUCUUCAAGUCAGUGUUUUAUCAUUUGGUGCUUGGGUAACAUUUGGUGAUCAAGUUGAUAUGAAUGAAGCUUAUAAUUGUAUGAAAAUAGCAUAUGAUCAUGGAUGUAAUUUUUUUGAUAAUGCAGAAGUAUAUGCAGCUGGUAAAGCUGAAACUGUUAUGGGACAAGUAUUAAAGAAAAUGUUUGAACAAGAUGGUAUUCAACGUUCUGAUUUAGUUAUUUCAACAAAAAUCUUUUGGGGUACACCAUAUUAUCAUCCACAAGCGAAUAAAAUUAAUUUAAAAGGUUUAUCACGUAAACAUUUAAUUGAAGGAAUAAAAGGAAGUUUAAAAAGACUUGAACUUGAUUAUGUUGAUAUUGUUUUUGCUCAUCGUCCUGAUGUCCAUACACCAAUGGAUGAAAUUGUUCGAGGAUUUAAUUGGAUUAUUGAUAAAGGUUAUGCUUUCUAUUGGGGAACAUCGGAAUGGUCAGCAGAACAAAUUCGACAUGCAUGUGAAGUAGCUGAGAAACUUAAUUUAAUUGGUCCAUGUGCUGAACAACCACAAUAUAAUAUGUUACAUCGUACAAGAUUUGAAGUUGAAUAUGCACCUCUUUAUGAAUCACCAAUUAAAUAUGGUACAACUAUUUGGUCACCAUUAGCAUCAGGUCUUCUGAGUGGAAAAUAUAAUAGUAAACAAUUAGAAGGUAGUGACACUCGAUUAGGCUCAAAGACAGGUAAUUCACAAUGGCUUAGAGAAUCACUUCAAUCUGGUGAAGGUAUGAAUGGACUUGAAGAGAAAAAUGUUGAUCGUAUUAUGGAAAUAAUUGACAAUUUAAAACCAAUUGCUGAUAAACUACAAGUAACAUUAGCUCAAUUAGCACUUGCUUGGGCAGCAAAAAAUCCAAAUGUAAGCACAGUUAUUACAGGUGCAAGUCGUUCAAGUCAAGUAACAGAAAAUUUUAAAUCAUUAGCUAUACUUCCUAAAUUAACACCAAAUGUUAUGGAAGAAAUUGAAAAAGUUUUACAAAAUAAACCAAAACAACCAAUAGAUUGGAUAUCAAGAAAUUAA